Messenger RNA from Drosophila willistoni, 2528 nucleotides. RefSeq names its product frizzled-3. Gene Ontology annotation, molecular function: Wnt receptor activity; Wnt-protein binding. Bases 349 to 2193 code for a protein of 614 amino acids. NCBI's taxonomy places the organism in Eukaryota, Metazoa, Arthropoda, Insecta, Diptera, Drosophilidae. The transcript has 2 exons. Gene Ontology annotation, cellular component: plasma membrane. The record is from RefSeq and is a predicted model, not a curated record. Gene Ontology annotation, biological process: non-canonical Wnt signaling pathway; canonical Wnt signaling pathway.
GCUGAGCGGUUCGGCGGUCGCUCGCUUAUCGAAAGUGUCGCUAUUUCAAAAGAUCGAAAGAAUUGAAAAAUAAUUUCGACCACAGAAGAAAACGUUUUAUUUAAAGAUACAAAUCUUGUUGUUUUCAUUUCUCAAACUGCUGGGCAAAGUGUUUCGUUAGAUAAGGAUAUACAAAUUGAAGAAAUUCGCCAAAAAAAAACAUUUGUGACGAAACGACAUAAUUGGAUUGUUGUUGAUUGUUUUUUUUUUUUUAUUAUUGUUGUUGUUACUAUUUUGUUUCGCGUGAUAAGUGAUAUGGAUGAAUGAUUAACCCCAGCAAUAUGAACAGGCCCAAUUAAAUGCGAAAAAAUGUCUAAUCCAUGUCUGGAAAUGUUUGUGUUAAUAAUAGUUGGAAUUAUUCUACAAUCAACUGGCAGCAGAAGCAGCAGCAAUAAUAUUGGUAGUAGCAGCAGUCUCAAUGGCCAACAGCUGAUGGCCAAUUCGAAUGGAUUACAAUGCCAACGAAUUGCGGUCUCGGCCUGCCAGGGAUUGGGCUACAAUAUGACCGCAUUACCCAAUUUGGCUGGACAUACCAAUCAGCUGGAAGCUGAACUUCAGAUUGCCAAAUUGCUGCCUUUGAUCGAAUCGGGAUGCUCGCGUCGAGCACGAUUUCUACUCUGUUCGGCAUUAUUUCCGCUUUGUACGCCCGAUGUGCCACGCCCAGUUACAGCCUGUAAGUCGCUAUGCGAAACGGUGAAGAGUGAAUGUGCUGUCCAAGCGUCGCCCGAGUUGAUGGAAUUGUGGCCACAAUUUCUGACCUGCGAAACCCUGCCGCAGCCGGAGAAGCACGAAUUAUGCAUGCAGAUACCACAACAAGAGGAGCAGAGGGAAAAGGCGAGAGAAAUGGAAAAGGAGAAGGAGCGAGAAAAGGAGGAGACACAGGAUGCAGCAGCCGUAGCUGGGGGAGUGAUUGGAGUUCAAGCCGCCCAGCCGUAUUGGUCCAAUUGGUUGGCCUGGAAAAUGUCCGCAGAUCAAAUCUCUGGCAGCUCAAAUCAUCCUCUAACGGGAAGCAGCAUCACUAGCAUCUCUAGCAACAAUGCCAUUUGUCCACAGAAUUUCACAAUCAAUCCGCUCAACGCCCAGGAAUGUCUACCUCAGUGCCAGCGCGAUGCCUUCCAUACAAGCCAGCAAAAGAAGCUAACGGAGAGCUUUAUAUUGGGCCUAUCGGCAAUAUGUUUUGUUCUCACCCUGUUCGCCUUGGUCACAUUCUGGGCGGAACCGCGACGAUUCGGCUAUCCAGAACGUCCUGUGUUGUUCCUGUGUCUGUGCUACAAUCUGUUUAGCAUCUGCUACUUGGAGAGAAUAGUCUUUCACAAUCAGUCGAGAAGUCGUGCCAUCUACGAACCGAUAUCCACAGUCUGUACUCUACUCUCGCCACCCUGUCUGGCUUCAUAUAUUAGCACGUCAUAUCUGAGUUUAUGCGCCGCCACUUGGUGGCUAAUAUUCGCCCUCUGUUUCUAUCUGUCGUCGCACAAGAAAUGGUCGAGCGAGGCAUUGGAAAAGCAUUCGGGACUAUUUCAUGUGCUUGCCUGGGUGCCACCGUUGGCACCACCAAUAGCUGCUCUCCUGCUGGAGAAGGUGCAUCCCAGCGAAUUGACUGGCAUGUGCAUGGCACCAGGAUUCGUGGAGGUGCCAGCACUAAUCCUACUGCUCCUGGGCCUCUAUUUCACAUUGAGGGCAUCGCGAUCGCUGCACUCGUUGCAGCAACAGCAUCAACUGCAUUUGCAGCACCAGCAACGUUUCUCACAGUUGCGUAAACGCUUUGUCAUCUUCUCAUUGUUGUUUUUCAUACCAACGGCAGCUGGCCUCAUGCUCGGUGCCUUCUACAGAGAUCUCGGUGGUGCGCCACCCACCAUAGUGCCCAGCUGUUCCACGCUGGAGGACUGCUCGCCACCCGAUAAGUUGAGUGCCUGGCCCAGUCUGAUGAGAGUGUUCUUUCAGCUCUUGGGUGGCACACUGACCGGCCUGUGGGUCUGGUCGCGCAAGACCUGCGAGAAUUAUCGCAGUCGAUUGGUUGGGGGGAAUCCCAUCAUGAGUUCCACAACCACCAAGCAUCUGCAUGUCAAGAAUAUGCAUAUAACAAAUUCUCCUCUAUAUGCUGGCAUUAGUUUUCACAAUGUGCCCGUCUAUAAUCCCCAUCAAUCUAGAGUAUAAGUUAGACUUACAUAUCUAGUAGGCGAAACGUUGUACGUUCAGUCAUCCAAUUUUGUAUAUACCUACAUACAUACAUACAUACAUGCAUAAAAUAUAAAUAUAUCAAAUAAUUUAUAAUUAAUUUGUUGUACAUAAGCAUUUGAACCCCGUAUAAUGGCUUUAAGUCGUAUGUAUUUUAAUCAAGAAAUGAUAUGUGUUAAUAGCUUUAAAUUUAAUCCUCAUCCCGCACUCGAUCCCUCUUUUAAUUAUUGCUUAAGUUUAUUCAAUAAGUGUAAAUAGGAAUAAAAUAAAUUUGAAUGAGAAACUUGAAAAGAAUCUUACUUACAUAUUCUUAA